ACGUGUAUUGCUGUCGCUUUUGAACGCUGGCCGUUUCCUUGCGCCAUUUACGAGCGCUGCUGUGCUGACUGUGUGGUGUUUGGUGGCGCUGUAGUGUUGGUGCGUUGGAGCGAUUAUUCACCAAAGUGCUGUAAAAGUUUCCCAUGCGCGCAUUCGAGCAAAUCGGUUUGCUAUAAUUGUGGUGUGUGUUCUGUGAAAUCUGCUAGAAACAAUGUCAGUCUCAUGAGUGAAAAUUUUUGACAGACCAGUCGAGUCCUCCUCCAGUCAAUACGGUUCGUGCAUUUCGAUGCUGAAAUCGUGUGCGUUGUGUGAAUCACUCCGCGGGUUUUCCGUUCGAUAUCGGUGCCGAUUUCCUGUGCUCUUUCUCUGGGUCUGGAGCUGUAAAUUAGUCCGCGUGGUGUAACAAAUAAUGACCAUUCGAUGACAGAAUCUCUCCUCGAGUGAAGUGUGGUGUGUCGAAAUUAGCCUUGUGUCAUUGCUCAAGUUUGAGCAAAAGUGUGACCAAUAGGGGAAAAUUGUGUGUGUUUUGUGGAAACAGAUUGUGUGCUGAUGAGCUGAGAUGAAGAAUUAGUGGUUCGUGAGGGUAGCUUCCAAACACGACCCGAUGUAGUUUCACAAACGAGCAACAUUUAGGGUUUUUACGAUAAGAGUAUCAAACAACCAAAACACUGCAUGCCGCGAUCCCUUGAAAUCAUGCAAAAUACCAGGUUCUGCACCAAUAUGGUUUUUGUGUGAUUGACAAGUGUUGAUAAAAGCGGCAGUAUAGUCAAAUUAUCAGAAAAAAAAGUCGAACGUCAGCAGCUUUGCAUUUUGGAUUCAAUUUUUGCGAACCCAAAGAAAAAAGGGAGAAAAUUGAUUGCGUGGUACAAUCCCGAGCUGGAAGAUAGAUAACUGAACGGGAGUGCAUUACUUUGCGAGGUUCAAAUCGAUGAAAGGAUAAAUCUUGCUAAGCAUAUUGGCAAACAGUGAGAAUUUCAUUUUCCGUUGUCCUGAGCGUCGUACAAUGCGCCUUCCGUCAUAUCCUGUUAUGUUCAUCGGUCACAUUUUUGUCAAAAGAUAGCAUAGAUACAUCAGUGCACGAAUAUUUCGCUGAUUAGCAGCAGCCGCAGGUCUUAUAAUCGUUGUCAUCAUCAUCACCACGCGAAAAAGGCGGCAGCAGCAGUACAGUCACAAUUACUUCAGUUUGAUCUCCCGCACCAAGAUCACGAGAGCGAAGCCUCCCUGACAUUCUCUCUGCUGAGGUGAGGUGUGUGUGGCGGUUGUGGCGGCUACCAGAGAGACCCCGAAAUGACCCUCGACAACAACGAUCAUCCACCCCCUGCUCCCGAUCCGGCGAAGGACCUUCCGGAUCAGGCCAAUGGGUUCCAGGAGUUGUACAGCUCCAUCCGGAGCAACAAAUCGCUCAAGUCCAAGAUCUCGGGCAAUUCGAUUCGCUACGAUCUGGACCAGGAAAUACGGCACCCCGAGGCGAUGUCCACACUGGUGGAGCUUCUAACGGAAACCUCCCAAGCUUCCGUUCAUGACAUUCUGAAUGACGGCGAGGAGGACCAGAUGUUCAUUACCGGUUACGAGAAAUCCGCUGUGCUGUCGUUCUUCUGCUACAUUGGAUUCUUCCUGACGCUCGGUAUACUUCGGCUGGUUAUGCAUUGGUGGCAGCACUGGCUGCUGCUGGCAACCCAUCGGAAGUGUUCGCUGGAGGUGGCCCAGAAAGUGCUUGUCCACGAACGCUAUCAGGGCAAGCAUGAUGCGUUCUACGUGAGGAAUGUUAUCACCAUGGAUGCCGAUGCGAUCAAAGAAGUGAGCUCCACCGCCAAAAGCCCCUCCCCAAACGGCCAGAACAUCGUGAAGGAACUGCAGCAGAUUGGCAUCACCGACCGGGUCCAGUUCUUCGCCGAGUGCAACCCCUUCCAAGUGGCGUUCCACCGCUCCGGUGGCAAGUUCGAGCACUUCAACGCGAUCCGAUUUUUCAGCUGCAAAAAGUUGCGCUACAUCUGGUGCGAUGAGUCCAAACGGUUCGUGAAGCUGCAAGGGUUGGAUGUGAACGUCCCGAGCGUAACCAUCCACCACAACAAGGGACUAUCGGUGUACGAGCAGAACAUUCGCCGGCUAGUGUAUGGCAGCAAUGAGAUCCUGAUUCCCCUGCGGGGAAUCAUGACGCUGCUCUUCCUGGAGGUGCUGAAUCCGUUCUAUGUGUUUCAGAUUUUCUCCGUGUGUUUGUGGUUCGCGUACGAUUACUACUACUACGCUACGGUUAUCCUGCUGAUGAGUGCUUUUGGCAUCACGGCGUCGAUCGUGCAAACGCAGAAGAAUCAGAAGGCGCUAUUCUCGACCGUGAAGCACAAUGACACCGCGGUUGUGGUGCGUGAUAGCAGCGAGGCGGAGCACAUCGAGACCCGUUUCCUGGUUCCCGGUGACGUUCUGGAAAUACCGGCCACCGGCUGCACCAUGCAAUGCGACGCGGUUCUGAUUUCGGGAAAUUGCAUCCUGGACGAGUCAAUGUUAACCGGAGAAAGUGUACCCAUCACAAAAACUCCUCUGCCACUGAAACGUGAUCUGAACUACGAUAAGAAAGAGCACGCUCGGCACACGCUGUUUUGUGGAACCAAAGUGAUUCAAACGCGCUACAUUGGAAGCGAGAAGGUCCUGGUCAAAGUUAUUAACACGGGGAACAUUACCGCCAAAGGCGGUCUCAUCCGGUCGAUCUUGUAUCCUCCCCCGGUUGAUUAUAAAUUCGAGAAAGAUUCGUACAAAUUUAUCAUGGUGCUAGCAUUCCUGGCGGGUUGUGGGUUCUUCUACACCGUGGUCACCAAAAUUCUCAGAGGGGUUACGGCUGUCAAAAUUAUAGUAGAAUCACUAGAUCUCAUCACCAUCGCUGUACCGCCAGCUCUACCCGCGGCCAUGACCGUUGGCCGAAUGUAUGCCCAGAAACGGUUACAGAAAAACAACAUCUACUGCGUGUCGCCGAGGGCAAUCAACGUUUCGGGCAGUAUUGAUUGUGUUUGUUUCGACAAAACCGGCACACUGACGGAAGAUGGCCUAGAUAUGUGGGGUGUUCUGCCCAAGGACUCGACCAACAACUUCCAAAUUCCACUGACCCAAAUAACGAGGCUACCGAUGACGGAGCAUUUACUUGCUGGUAUGGUAACGUGCCACUCGAUCACGUUCGUGAACGGAGAGAUGCGUGGAGAUCCGUUGGAUUUGAAGAUUUUCGAGUCAACUGGAUGGAUUCUGGAGGAGGCCAAUGUUUCCGAUGAGACCAAGUAUGAUCUGUUGUUCCCGACGAUUGUGAAGCCUCCGCGUGCCGACUCAAAGGACAAUCUGAAUCUGGAACUGGAUGCUGCAUAUGAUAACUCGAACGAUAUUGGAAUCGUGCGGGAGUUCUCGUUCACCAGUGCACUGCAGAGAAUGUCUGUGAUUACCAGGAAGCUGUCCGACAAUCACUUCAAUGUGUACGUGAAGGGAUCCCCGGAGAUGAUCAGCACCCUCUGCAAGCCAGAAAGUAUUCCGGAGGAUUUUACUGCCAAGCUGGGAUUCUACGCGCAGCAGGGCUACCGGAUCAUCGCGAUUGCCUACAAAUCGUUGGACAAAAAGAUGAACUACUCGAAGAUACAGAAGGUAUCGCGAGAGAAGAUCGAGUGUGAUUUGAAGUUUUUGGGUUUCGUAAUAUUGGAGAAUCGUUUGAAGGCGGACACGGAAGAGGUGAUUGACAGCUUGAACGCAGCAAACAUCCGAUGCAUUAUGGUGACCGGGGAUAAUCUGCUGACGGCGGCCAGCGUGGCGCAUGAUUGUGGGAUGGUGAUGCCGGGUCAGAGUCUGGUAACGGUUACGGCUCACGUGGACAAAUCUAGACCGAGCAAGUACUUCCUGAGCUACGAUGUGACGGGUCAGCCUCAGCUAACCCAAUCGGAUAUCAUAAAUGACAACAAGGUUAGCGAGGAUAAGCCCAAUGGCACAUAUGGCCUGAUGACCCAAUCCAACAGUGUGAGCAGCUGCGAGACGAUUGACACGUGCACGCUGACAACUCAGUUGAGCGGUUUCGAGAGGAAUGCCCAUCAAAUCACGAUCGACGGUAUGGAUGAGAGAUCGAUUACGGUGGAAUCCGCUGGGAAGGGAAGUUCGUUCCGAUUUGCGGUAACUGGUAAGACGUGGGCCAUAAUUAAGGACCAUUUUCCGGAGCUUGUUCCAACGAUUAUAACGUUCGGAACGGUGUUCGCCCGGAUGUCCCCGGAUCAGAAGCAGCAUCUUAUAAGCGAUUUGCAGAAUUUGGGCUAUUACGUGGCGAUGUGUGGAGACGGUGCUAACGAUUGUGGAGCACUGAAGGCUGCCCAUACAGGAAUUUCCCUAUCCGAUGCGGAGAGCUCGGUCGCGUCUCCGUUCACUUCCAAGAAUCCAACUAUUGCAUGCGUUCCCACGGUAAUCAAAGAAGGAAGAGCCGCCCUGGUGACCUCGUUCGGUAUCUUCAAAUAUAUGGCCGCCUAUUCGCUAGUGCAAUUUACGUCCGUACUAAUUCUGUACUCGAUCGAUUCGAAUUUGACCGAUUUCGAGUUCUUAUAUAUUGAUUUAUUCAUCAUUGCUUUUAUUGCAUUUUUCUUCGGAAAAACCUCCUCCUACGAUGGGCCACUCGUGAAACAGGUCCCCUCGAACUCCCUCAUAUCGCUAAGUCCUCUGCUGUCGCUGGUGCUUCAUUUGGCAGUGGCCCUAUCCUUCCAGGUCGCCGGUUGGUACCACAUACAGGCCCAGCCCUGGUUCACCCCCUUCAACUACACCGACGAGCUGGAACUAAACGAUCUCGGGUGUUACGAAAAUUACGCCGUGUUCUGCAUUUCCUGCUACCAGUACAUCAUCCUGGCGAUCGUAUUCUCCAAGGGUGCACCCUAUCGGCGGUCAAUCUUUUCCAACUAUGGCUUUCUAGCCAGCAUAAUCAUCAACACCUGCUUCUCGAUCCUGUUGACCGUGUACCCACCGGUGUGGCUCCAGAAUCUCUUCCAACUAGUCAUCCCCGAGGAGGACAUGAUCUUCCGGGCCUACCUGGUCGGGUACGGUGUCGCGAACUUCAUCCUAGCGCUCUUCAUCGAGAAGUACCUGAUCGACGAGAUCGCGUUCAAGAAGCUCCGCUACCGGUGGCACAACAUCGCCAAGUCCCGGCGCAAGUACUUACUGAUCGAGCAGAACUUCCGCAAGGAGGUGCAGCAUCCGAGCGACUUCAAAACCGUGCUCGGGUGGUCCAGCGAGAAGUACGAUUACUGACACCGUCUCCGGUUGGCGCAGAAAUUGGUGCUGGUGGCGGCGGCGGUGUUCGAGGGCCAGGAGUGCUGCGAUUGGCAGCAGCGUUUGAUACGAAACCAUCCACCACCACCCUCACGGACGGCUUUUCGGUAGCGAUAGCUUGUGGGCUUUUCGCUGGCAGAUUGAUACUUCUCGUUUUUCGUUUUUUUUUCGGUUGGUGAAUUGCGUGUUUGUCGCCAAGACUUCAGACUACCAAUUAUUAUUUUUUUUGUUUCGUCUAAAGUCAUUGCGGUUUGGCGUGUUCAAGAUUAUUACUGUGUUGUGUAUGAGUUGUGUGCCAUAAUUGUUUCUCAAGAUCUAAAGGGGACACGAUACAUGUUUGAUGGUUUGUUUUUUUACUUGUGAUAAGCUGUUUCAAGGCGAUAAAGAAGUGAUCGAAUACAGGACAUUUUAGCAGUGUGCAAAAUUGAAAUCAAAGAAAGACAAUAAUCAACAUUUGUAUAGGAAACGCGGUAGGCGGAUGUUUUGAUACACACGAAAGUAACAAGAAUCGCUAUUAAGGCAUGUAAACAAUAAUUUGUUUCUACUCAAUUUUGCUAUUUGUUCUGCACGCGAAGAUUCACGCAUGGUCGGCUGGUUGACCGAGAAGGUUGGAUGGUUUUGGAUUAUUACAGAACAUUAGAGCUCGACUUGUUAUCUGCUAGUUUCAGACGCUGACAACGCGUUUUAAAUUCAUCAUCUAUGCUAUACACCGUCGAACGGGGCUUCUUUCGACUCAAAAACACUUUUAAGAAACUUCGGGUCAUAACUUUUUAGCGCACGAGAGUAUAUUCUCGGUUCUUCGCUACUUUCUUGAAUCUUGAAUCAUCCAUUAAGGUUAUCUUUAGAUUUGAAAAAUGUUUGCAUUUGAUUCAUUUUAAGCCACUUUGCCAAUUGUUAUGGAUGAUCUUUCAAACUUCGAUCUCAGUUUGGUCUCUGUUCUUUUACUGUAACGUAGGGAACCGUACCAUCUUUGUUGUUAUGGCAACUGGAAUACCGUCUGGAAUAGAUGCUCUUUCCAAGUCAUGUCCCAAUCGCUCGACUUGGUUUCUGUAACCCGAUACCUAUAGUUCGUUUUUCUUCACGAAUAAGAUCAUCUGCUGUUGCUAGAAGAUUCCCUUGUGAUUCGUACACCCACUGCCGAUGCACGUGCAGUUGGACCACUGACAGGGAACUGUUGGACCGCCCAGAGCUAAGUAGACAGGGAAAGACAUUCACGAAUCGCUGCCCGUGAAAUCUCGGUCCCGUUGUACCGCCCGGUGAGCUCCCCUUUACCCAACACCUCAAAUCCACUUAAGAAUCGUGAUUAGGUGCGACACAAAUUUCCUUCAUAAGCGCUAAGCUCCGUUACAAGCACUAUUAACCGUAAUAUGCUCUGAGGGAGCAUAAGAGAAAAAUGUGAGCUGAGGGAGACAUGUGAUAUUGCACUGGUUUUCAGGAAAAAAAAUCCGCGUGACACCGAUAAAAAGACAGUACAAACGAUACACUCUAAACUACUCCUACCCAAAAUUCCAAGAGAGAAUAACCCAAUGGGUAAUUUUCUACAGCGUUUUGACGUAGAACUACGUCUUUCAGAAAGGGUGCCAAAUCGGAAACAGGUCACGUUUUUAUGAAAUAAAGUUAACGUUAAUAACUAUUUUCACUGUUAACGAAUUCUCAUCAUUUGCAUACCAAUCGAAUCAGAAAUUCUCUAAGAUUCGUUUGAUAUAUACAUUACAUACAUUACGUUACAAUUCGCUAAUCUCUGAACGGUUUAAAUUCAUGAAAACUGGAAGAACUUCCUUUUUUCCCAUACAUUUGUUCUGCCGAUUUGUGUGCUAACCCUACCUGUAUUUGGAAUGCUUAUAACUCGAACAUUCCUUAACAGAUCGGAAAAGUGUUUGCAUCAAUUGAUAGGGAAUAUUUCUACGCGUCUAUCACAAUUAAUAAAAUAUUAUUUUUCAUGAGAUGAGCAAUUGAAUAACUGUAUUCGCUUCGUCAAAACAUGCAAGUCGGGGUGUUUCCCUAACACGGACUUCAAAAUUAAUGUGCCUGGGGGAAUCCGCUUUGAAAAUACUAUAGGCGAAUGAACUUUUAAGUUUAAAGCCUAACUAACUAACUUUGCAAAUACAUGCAAGUAGGGGGUAUUUUUUAGUGCUGAGUACUUUUGUACUCGCUUGUCGUUGUGCAGACCAGAAUAUGUUUCCCUAAAACGUACUUUUAAGCUGAGAAGCGUGGGAAAAUCGUCAUUUCAGAUACUAGAGGUUAAUGAACUUUCGCGGUUCGAGAACUAUGUAGACAUGAGAUAUGCAAUAAUUUCAGAGGGAAAUGUGAAAUACAAUGAUCAUUUGACCAUUUUAACCGUUCACAUAUUUUGGUAGUUCUAUGAAUCAUAUUAAACGUAAAAGGACGUUUAUCAAAUUUAUUGGUAACGAAGAACAUAAUCUAUUACAAAAAUUUCGAUGUAUUCUAAAAUAAUAUUCGACGUGGUAAACAAGUGAAUAGCAUAAUAUGAUUGCGUAGUUCUACGUCGAAAAUAUGCCGUCGUGUCCUAGAUACAACCCCUUACAAUUUUUUUCCAUGAUGCAAUUUGAUGUGGGACAUUCUUUACUUCCCAUUUCCAAUCAUCUUAGGUAGUAUUCCUCAAUAGAAUGGUAAAACUCGAAUUCAUUGUCAUCACUACAUUCUAAAGCACACUGAGAAAGCAAAUUUUUCGAUCACUCACACUGAAGACCAGCAUUUUCCACUGAUCCGUUCAGUCAGAGUGAACCAUGUCCUUUUUUAAUAUAAUCAAAAUGUGUAUUUUUUACGCUAACGGGUUCAAGCCAGGGUAUAGUCAUAUUCAACUGAAGAUAGUCUGUUGACUACCUGACUGACUAUAUCCGUAUUCAGUCGGAAAUGACUUUUGGCUUCUCCAUGCAGUUUCUCCGCCAAAACGACUAAACAGUCAGUCGGGCCUCCCUCUAUCGACUCGACUAUCAGCCCUAUUCUGUGUUUCGAUCGAUUCGUAAUAUUUCGAACUACUUGAUACAAUUACAUUCUGUAUUCCGUUCGAGUUGUUUUUGCAUUUCGUUCGAUCUGUUACUCUUCGAACAUUAAAAGGGACUAAACGUUCGAAAUAGGGAAUACGAAUUAAUAACUCGAACGAAAUGAUGGUUUCGAUCGAAAUGCAAAUCUGGCGGAAUGUAGAAUAGGGGUGUAUAUCAUUCAAUUCUUCCCAGUUAAAUUGUCUUCAUUGCAUUUUGAAGUGACUUCCCCCGAAACGAAUUCGUUCCUCUCUUCCUCCCAUGUAUCAUUAUGCAUGCAUCGAUGUUCGAGUUCAACGUGGCUUGACAUACGCUAAAGGUGAGCUAGAUUUUUUGUAUCAUUACAUGUAUAAAAUAACGUGCAGUGUGUGUGCGCUAUUUUGCUCGUUAUUUACUAAUACUAACGCGGGAACCGUUGUAGCAUACUUGAUAAAUAUAUAAAUAGUUCGUUGGUUUGAGUUGACGAUGGGUAGACAAUAAACCGUCCAAUGAUGGGGUAACUGCUUUUUUUGCAUCGGAAAUCAAGUUUUCCUUCCUUAUAUGGACGUAAAAUAAGAUUGUUUACGCGGGUAUAAAACUAGUGUCAAGGGUAAAUGGAAGUGUGGAUUGAAGUCAGUUGAAUGAAGAGGCAGAUUUGUAUUCAUUAGUCGCGUCAGUUAAAAUAACCACUGACUGGACUAGUUCAUCAGUCAUUCUCGAUAGUCAACGCUAGCGCUAGUCAAUUCAUUUUCUAGUCAAGUCACUUUUUGUUGACGGCGACUGCCGAAGCAGUUCUAGUCGAAGCGAAGCUACCGAGAGUAAAGUCGGUCUUCAUUUUUCACCUUCGAAGAUUUCGGGCCCUGGUUGAAGCACAUUUCAACAAGGUACCCAGUAGCUUCCAGAAAAAGUUUUGUUGGUUUGAAUUUGGUGCUUGAAAAUUGUUUAAAUUCAAUAUACAACUGAUUGACAAAUGGUCGACUCUGUCGGGAAGACGAGAAAACUGUAUCUCAAUGCCAACUCGCUUCGAGGCAGUAAAUAGAAUAAUUCAGGGAGCUGCGAAAUUUUCUCGAGUAAAUCACGGGAAAAUAGUCGUUUUCAUACGAGCACCAUGUAUUUACACUCUUGGAACAGUACCGGAAUUUGAAACUAGCAUCCGACAACUCCUGCAAGCUACAAUGGACCAACCUUUCGUCCAAUCCUAACACCAAGCUGAACUCCGGGCUGGACCGGGUUUUCAAUGGUAGAGCAGGACAUUUAGAACGUAUUUUGCAUGUCAGUGGCGGUAAAUAUUUCAUAAACACGUACAAAUCGAAUGAUUUCCACGCAACAUGCUCGUGUUUAUCAUCGUUGGAUUUUUGCGAUAUAUCAUUAUGCUGCGGGGCUAUGGCAACCCUAUCCCAACCAAUGCAAAUUGAGCGUAGGCAGCAUAAAGCAGGGCUCGCGCUAAGGGGGCUCACAUAUUGUUUACUGUUUGGAGUCAUAUAUGUUAAUAUUUGAUUACGUUGGAUAGUUUCCUUUAACCAGCGAUGUUUGAUACCUAUCCGGAAGCUUUCUUGGCGAUUUGCAAUUAAAAUCACUGCUACAGGAUCGCGUGGAGCACUUCAUUUUUAAUUUCAGGUUAUGAUUUCUAUGCUCAUGAGUGUCUAUGCUGGCUACAGAAAGACGGCCAUCUUAGCAAUCCUUUGUUAUGCUGUUCAAUAACGUCAAAGCGAAUGGAUUAAUACAAACUGAACCUACCUCAAUUCAUCGGAUUCCAGUUGUAUUUCACUUUUACUUUCAUCACCACUCAUCGCAAUCAUUUCGUUGCAUUAAUUUUAACAGAUUGCGAUAAUGUUGUAAACGGCGACAUUAUUUUUUACUGCGUUUUGACAAUUCAACUUCUCUAGAUAGGUUCGAAAUUUCGAAACACAUCUGGUAACACCAACAGUGUUCACAUUCGAAAGUGUUUUCAUUCGUCCGGGUUCGAACGAAACCAAUGAUACCUCUUCAGAACGUGUUCGAAUCAGAGCAUUCGAACGAAAGCAGAUACGGCCGUUAACAACAUUGAAAAAUUAUUGAGUCGAAAGUUGCCCCACAUAUCAAAAGAAGCCCCGAAUGUCGGUGUCUUUCGAUUUAGUGAACUUGCCAUAGGAAUUAUUUAACAACAUGAACUACAUAUAUCAUCGGAGAAUUAUUAAUUUUUAGAAAACCGCGUAUUUCCGGUCCAUUCAUAAAAUGUCCAACAGCAGAUGAUCUCCAAAACCAUCCCACCCUACAGGCAGCAAACCAAAACAACACAAUUCUUGCAUGUUAUGUCCGGAGAAGAAAAACUCACUGAAUGUCACCCCGGUAAGAAUAAAUGUAUUCGGCACCAGAUUGGAAGGAUUUUUACCAACUGUUCCAUUCUAUAUACCAUAAGAACAUCAAAUAGUCUAAAAACCACUCAAACACACACACACACCUGAGGCCACAUGCAGCAAACAACUGUAUUCAUCGGAACCAAGUGUUCUUAAACGGAACUCCUUCUAGCUUUGCGCUAAUCCCUUUAUACAUCUAUGUAGCCCGGACGCCAGGACAUUCGCGCAAACUCGCGUUCGUGCGCCGCGUAUUAACUGUUACUAUCAAUCAUUGGAAGAGGGGCUUUUCCCCCCGCUAGGCUUACUGAAAUUAACCACCAACCACAAACACAUUCUCACUACUAUUGUUAGUCUUAAUCGCAACGCUAGAUGUUAUUUUUCGCUUUUCUCUCAAAACACGGAAUCCAUAAAGUCGCAUUUUCACCCUAUUAUAUUGUAUAGCGCCCCGGAGCAGUAGUACUUUCCACGUUAAAUAAAUAUAUAGAUCAUUAAGAAAGGGGGCAGUUUUUAGCAUUUUCAUUAACACAUACCCACUUACCAACAGAUGUAGCUAGCAGAAGUAAGGAUGUAUCUCAAGAGCAACAAAAUGAUGUUGCUGUAGUCAAGUGACCAUAAAGAGUAUUGAAUAUCUCAAGAAAUAAGUUUAGAUGAAAAAUGGAAAAACACAAUUCAAUGGCGUUGGACAGAGAAUUCGCAUUACGCGCAGCAAAGUGACGAGAAGUACGACGCGUAGGUUCAUUCGAUCUAUUUUGUGCCAGACGCGCGUGUAGCGAGGUGUAACUGACGGCGGAGAAAAAUCUACUUAAAUUUACUACGGAAACGUUAGGAUUAUUUCAACCACUACAAUAAAAAUCCAGGAAAUAUUUAUGACCUCUGUUCUACAAUUUUGUUAGUACGUUUUUAUAUAUAUACACCUAAGUAACUUGUUCAACUCGAUGGUGGGUUAAUGGUUAAAACAGAGCAUGAGAAAAGCAUACAGAAAAAAAUUAACUAGGAAUAAUUUGUGACUGGUUACACACAAUGAAGGAUGAUUAUCCUUCCACUAUGCACUAACAUGUUUUUCACGAAAGGACUUCCCUGUUCGAACAAUGAAAACGUAUAGUGUCUAUUCCUUGAUUUUAUCACUAGCAGUUGUGCGUAAACACACAUCCGCACGUUUGAAAUAUGUGUGUACACAAAUUCCCCGAAACACAAAAGCUUACAUUUAAAAAACCAAUACAAUUCGCUCGAGCUUAUCCACACAAACUGUAGGGCGCGACAAAAUCGCACCCUUGUGGUUUGUGUGGCCAAGUUCUCGAAAAAAAAAGUGGUGCACUGCCGUUUGAUCUUAUUUCACCUUUGUUCGGAACGUAUUUGUUAGGAUUGGGUAACAUACGAGUAUAGCUCGGUGUGUAUCCCGAGUCGUGUAGAGUAUAUUCGAUGGAAAACACGAAUGCGUAUCUGUGCUAAAGUGGGAACAAAAUUGUGUACAUAUACCGGGACAUGUUUUACGAUAAAUAAUAAAGGUUAUUAGAAUGUGUA
Toxorhynchites rutilus septentrionalis is the source of this 12106-nucleotide messenger RNA. It is a transcript of the gene anne, whose product is annotated as polyamine-transporting ATPase 13A3. The coding region runs from base 1288 to 5247 and encodes 1319 amino acids. Gene Ontology annotation, biological process: intracellular calcium ion homeostasis; polyamine transmembrane transport. Gene Ontology annotation, molecular function: ATP binding; P-type transmembrane transporter activity; ATP hydrolysis activity. The transcript is spliced from 3 exons. NCBI's taxonomy places the organism in Eukaryota, Metazoa, Arthropoda, Insecta, Diptera, Culicidae. Gene Ontology annotation, cellular component: membrane. The record is from RefSeq and is a predicted model, not a curated record.